This is a messenger RNA of Zymoseptoria tritici IPO323, 879 nucleotides long. RefSeq lists its product as uncharacterized. The transcript has 4 exons. The coding region runs from base 1 to 879 and encodes 292 amino acids. The record is from RefSeq and is a predicted model, not a curated record. Lineage: Eukaryota; Fungi; Ascomycota; Dothideomycetes; Mycosphaerellales; Mycosphaerellaceae.
AUGUCGAAACUCUCCGAGCCUCUCAAGCAAUUCAUCAACGCAGCUCAUGCCCGGCCGAACACGAUCCCGGCUUCGAAGACAAUAGUGUCCGUAUAUGAGCGAAUUGCCUCCGAUGCUGGGUCAAAGAAAGUCGGACUUCCGGCAUGGCUUUGUGCUUCGACAGCAGCUACGAUGACGAUGAACUCGCCCGAGUCAAUGCUUGCUCUGUAUAAAUUAGCUACCUCGCCUUCACAGAAGAAGUUCGAGAAUCAAGAUGUAUAUGCUGCGGAGUUGAUGCGAGAGGUCGGAUUGAAGUGUAUUGGAUUCAAUGGCGUUCCCCGAACGAUUAACGUGCUUGGAGCAUUCUUUGGUGGUCUACCGGCAGACGUACAAGCAGCAUUGAAAGAACGCAAACCUCGAAGAGCUCUCACGAAAGCCGGCAUUGAAGACACCGUAGCCCGCGGCGACAGCCUCUGGGACAGCAUCUACCACCCACUCAGCGACAAGCUCUCCGCCAAACUCGGCCAAACUCACCCCGACUUACCAGUCUUCAUUAUCAACGGCGAAUACGGCGCUCUCUUCUCCGACCCGCCUGGUCCCAAAGACCCCAAACGACCGGAUGUCGGCCGCGUACUGACCUCCAUCGUGGCGGUGGCAUGUCUGCGGGCACAGAGUGGCGUAGGCCCGCAGGUUGUGAGCCAUGUGUUUGGGCUGAGGAAAGCGUUUGAUGAUGGCACGGCGGAGAGCGAUGAGGAGGUACCGGGUGGGAGGUGGUUGGCGAGUAACGAGGGAAGUUUGUGGCUGUUGGAGCAGGUUGACAGUAUUGUGCAUGCGCUGGGUGGGCAGAGAGGGACGACGUUUGCGCCUGGCUUUGAUAGUGCGCCGAAGGCGAAGCUUUAG